Plodia interpunctella (Indianmeal moth) is the source of this 610-nucleotide messenger RNA. RefSeq lists its product as uncharacterized. The coding region runs from base 183 to 365 and encodes 60 amino acids. The transcript has 2 exons. NCBI's taxonomy places the organism in Eukaryota, Metazoa, Arthropoda, Insecta, Lepidoptera, Pyralidae. The record is from RefSeq and is a predicted model, not a curated record.
UCAUUUCGUGUAACUUGCAUUUGCAUGUUUUUAAUUUUUGUAGCGAAAAUCUUAUUGGAAGACGUGUCAUUUGUUUUCUCUCGGCAGCUCAGUUCAAUUUAUUGCUGAAUUUUCCAGAUUGUACGAAAUAAUUAUCUAUUUAUCGCUAGUAAUAAUUUGUCAGUCAUUUUAAAAGGUUCAUUAUGAGAAAGUUGAAAGGAGCAGUAAAAGAAACUGCCAAGCAGAAGAGAGAAAGGAAACAAGAAUUCGCUAAAAUGCGCCAACAGAUUCAUACUAUUGUUUUGCCGACUUUUGGUGUUAUUUUCUUACUUAUCUGCACCUAUGUGUACUUCAAAACUAGGCCUACUUCAAUGCAGUAUGCGUAGUUUGCGUACACCUAGUUUUAAAAUAUUUGUUAUAUUAAAUAAUUGUAAAUAUAGAAAAAAUCUAUGAAAUUCUUUGAUAUUCCAUGGAAUGGUUGUGAUUAAAAAGUUUAUCGUAGAAAAUUAUUGACUGAAACCAAUUUAAUGUUUUGGAAACCAUAAAUCCAAUUUCAAUGUUUUAAUUCAACAUUCCAUAAGUAUAAACAUAUCAAGUUAAUGUAAAUAUUUAAAUUAUAUUAUUAAAAAUA